UCUGGCGGCUGCAGCGGCUAACUGGCUGUUAGCUUCAGAAACGCAGCGAUACUUUGCUCUGGUUCGUUUUUCCGGCUUUGAUAACAGGAGUUACAGUGAGCAGAGGGCCGUCCGCUGUUCGGGUCUGAAUCCGAGUCUGUCUUCGUCUGAGAAAUGGACGGAGAAGAGGACGACUUCAUGUCCGCGAGCCACUCCGAUGACGGAGGCGGCACUCCAGUUCAGGACGAACACCCGGCGUCGGAGGGCGAGGAGGCGAGGAGCGACGGACGUCAUUCUGAGGACGAAGGCAGCAACGAUGAAGACGGCCCCCGCGCCAUGGAGACCAGCGGCGCGGCCAGCGGCUCCGACAACGAGCUGCACAGAGGGGCUGACAGUGACUCGGAGGGCGAGGCCCCCAGGGGCCGCCAUGACGACGACAAAAGCGAUUCAGAGGACGAGGCCCCCAGGGGCCGCCGCCACCACGGAGACGACAAAAGUGACUCGGAGAUGGAGGCUCCGCGUCCCGCUGACAGCGACGAUGACGACUCGCCCGUCAAGCGCAGGAUGAGCGGCUCCGACAACGAGGAGGAGUCGCCCGUCAAACACGGAGCCUCAGAUAAUGAGGAGGCGGGACGGUCGCCUCCCGCCAAACGCAGGGGGAGCAGCUCGGACAUGGAGGAGGGGGAGGAGAGGCCCAAAGCGGCCGCAGACAGCGACUCGGAGAACGAGGACGACAAACCUGCGGCGUCCCGCCGGUCCAACGCUGACAGUGACUCUGACACAGAGACGCCCGCCAGACGCAAGGCGGCUCAGAUAGACUCUGACGAGGAGGAGGAGAAACAGCAGGAGGAGAAGCAGGGAGGAGGAGGAGAAGGAGGAGGAGGAGGAGGAGGAGGGAAGUGGAAGGCUGUGAUGCAGUCUGACAGUGAGGAGGACGAGGAGGACGGGAGGAGGAGGAAGGCUGCAGCAGGAAGUGAUGAGGAGCAGCAGGAGGAGAGGAAGCAGAAAGACGACAGUGACGACGAGGACGAGAAGCCAGCGAAGAGGAAGAAGGCCAUCCUGUCCGACAGCGAGGACGAAGACGACGACGAGAAGGCAGACAAACCAGCGGUGAAGAGGAGUCGGGCGGUGUCGGACGAGGAGAACUCAGACAGCGACGACUCGAUCGGUCCCGAUAAAAAACUCGCCGCCAAACUGAGAGAGCUCGGCUCGGACAGCGGCAGCGAUGACGACGAUAGGCGGAAGGCCACGCCCCCGGGGAAGAAGGACGAGAAGGCGCUGUUCGGCAGCGACAGCGACUCUGAAGGCGGCGACGAGGAGGAGAAGAUGAUUGCAGACAUCUUUGGAGAGUCUGGAGACGAAGAGGAGGAGGAGUUCACGGGUUUCAACCAGGAGGACCUGGAGGACGACAAGAAGGAGUCCAAGGAGAAGCAGCAGAGGGUGGAGGAGGACUCGGACUCCGAUGAAGGAGUCGACCGCAGCGGCCAAGACACCAGCUUCAUGUCUGACUUCGACAUCAUGCUCGCUCGGAGGAAAGCCAUGAACAGCAGGAAGAGGCGGCACCGCGACGGCGGGACGUUCAUCAGUGACGCUGACGACGUGGUCAGCGCCAUGAUCAGCAAGAUGAACGAGGCCGCAGAGGAGGAUCGAACCCUGAACAGUCAGAAGAAACCGGCGCUGAAAAAACUGACUCUGCUGCCGCAGGUCGUCAUGCACCUCAAGAAACAGGACUUGAAGGAGACGUUCAUCGACAGCGGCGUGAUGUCAGCCAUUAAAGAGUGGAUCAGUCCUCUUCCCGACAAAUCGCUGCCUGCUCUCAGGAUCAGAGAGGAGCUGCUCAAGAUCCUACAGGAGCUGCCCAGUGUGAGUCAGGAGACUCUGAAGCACAGCGGCAUCGGACGCUCCGUCAUGUUCCUCUACAAACACCCCAAAGAGUCCCGAUCCAACAAAGACCUCGCCCUCAAGCUCAUCAAUGAGUGGUCGCGGCCCAUCUUCGGCCUGACGUCCAACUAUAAGGGGAUGACGAGAGAGGAGCGUCAGCAGAGAGACCUGGACCAGCAGAUGCCUCAGAGACAACGACUCAGUCAGCCUCAGAAGGUGGAGAGGUCGGAGGAACCCGACGUCUUCUCUCCACCAAUCAGCUCGGGCGGUCAGACGCCUCGGAGAGACCUGGAGAAACAGCUGACUGGGGAGGAAAAAGCUCUGCGGCCAGGUGACCGGUUCUGCGCCAGGGCUCGGGUACCGAUGCCCUCCAACAAAGACUACGUGGUACGACCCAAAUGGAACGUAGAGAUGGAGUCCAACAGGGGUCCGAUAAAGAAGGGUAUGUCCAGAGUGGACAAACAGAUGCGUAGAUUUGCCGACAUCCGCCGCCUGACGAAGCCGGGUCACGCUGUGAAAAUCAGCGUCGAAGGCAACCGGAUGCCGCUCUGAUUUUAACCUCCGUAGGAUUUAUUCACUUUUUUUUCUCUUUAAUGUGUUGCUUUCUGAACAAUCCCGCUGUUGUCCUGCCCAUCUCCCCAUGCUCAGGUCCAGCUCCACUUUACUGACGCCUGAGGUCAAGUCACUUUGACUCGAGUCAGGAUGUGAAUAUCUGCUGUAAACUCAACGGGUCUUUGGGCAAAAAAUAUCAAAUAUUCUCCAAAUUUUUCCACAGAACAAAAAUGUAUCUGCUGUUAAUGUUAGCAAGCUGUCAGCUAUGUUAUUUUAUCUCCUAACAUUUGCUUUUGUUAGCAGUUAGCUUUAGCCGCAAACCCACUGGAUUUAAAAUGUUUACUCAUGCUAUCAUUAUGUUAGCUUUACCUCAAAGUUAAGUAAUGCUAAUGCUAGCAGUUAGCUACAUUAGCUAAAAACCAGCUAAAUCUACAACGUUAGCUUAUGUUAUGACUUAGCUGCGAUAGCCUUAUCUCUAAACUAGGAGGGCUGUAACAUUAACUAACAUAACUUAAUUUACAAUGUUAACUAAUGUUAGCAGUACGUUAGCUUUACUUCAAAGCAAUGUUAGUAGCUACUAUUAUGGAUUUGGAGGUAAACCUAACUGAUUGAGCCAGUGUUAGCAGUCCACCACAUUAGCAUUAGCAUUAGCUCCAAACCAACUGGGUCCGCACUGUUAGCUUACGUAAGCCUGACAGGAAUUUAGCUGAAGUUAAUGUAACUAACUGCUAAGUUAAUAAUUUUCGUCAGCUACAUUAGCAUUAGCUCCAAUUCAACUGUGACUUAAUGGUGACUAAUGUUGGCACAAAAUGCCAUUUUGAAGCGAACAGUGUGGGUGAACAUUAGCUUUACAUCCAAACCAACUAAGAUAAAUGUUAGCAGCCAGCUACGUAAGCUAUACAUUUAGCAAUAUCUACAACAAUAUUUUAUAUUGCCACAUAGCUUUGGUAGCCUUAUCUUUAAAUUAACAAUGGCCAUAAUAUCAACUUGUGUUAGCCGUUAAUCAACUCGAUUUACAAUGUCAACUAAUAUUAGCAUUACGUUAGCUUUACUUUAAAAUAUUAUAAGUAGGUAAUACUGUGGAUUUGGAAGUAAAGCUAACUGCUGUGAGCUUUAGCCAACUAAGAUGGCUAAUGUUAGCAGUGAGCUACAUUAGCACAGGACCAUAACAUUAGCUAAUGAUGGCGCAACACAAAUACUAGCAGUUAGUUACAUUAUCUUCAGUAUUAUAAACUUAGUGAUAAAGCUAAUUUUAGCUAAUGUUAGCAAUCUGCCUCCACAUCAACUAGGUUCAAAUCAAUAUGUUAGCAGUUAGCUGCUCUAAUGUUAGCUUGAUCUAAGCCCCCUAAAGAAAGCAGUCAAACUACAUUAGCACAGAUGGAUAAUGUUAGCUUAUGAUAGCUCGACACAAAUACUAGCAGUCAGUUACAUUAGCUUCGUUAUUAUGAACUUGCAGAUGAAGCUAAUUUUCUCAUUUUAGAUAAUGUUAGCAAUCUGCUACUUUUGCUUCUCUAAUCUGCUACUCAAUUUUCUUCCGAAUAACAGCUUAUGUUAGCAGUUACUCAAUAUAGUGUAAUAUUAGCUUAACAUCGAAGCCAGCUAAUUUUAGCAGUCAGCUACAUUAGCUACAUUUAAAAACUGGCAAAAUCUACAGUAGUUUACAUUAUCAGUUAGCUUAGUUAGCUAACUGAUAACUAAGCUAACUGAUUUAGAGAAAUCCAAUUCAUUAUUUUGGUGACAUUUAGAGAAAUCUAAUUCAUUAUUUUGGUGACAUUUUGAAUUUUUUGUCCAGAGUACCGUCACAUUUUUCAAAACUUUCUAAUAUUGACUUUGAGAACGAAAAUCGCCCCUCACGCUCUUUUUCUCUCUGAAAGUGUUAGUGUUUUGCGAAUAGGCUGGCCAGACCUCCUCCUCCUCCUCAGUCCUUUUUGUCCCCUCUCUGCUCCCGUAGCGGCUGUACAGAAGUAUGUAAAGUGUGUGCAGGACCGAGGUCGCGCAGGUAACGUCGGUUCUGUUGGAUCAGAUCUCGGUGUGUCGGCUGUGAAUCGGCCCGCGUGUCUGUGUCUCUGGAACAGGUGAUACUUUUCUUAAUAAAGCGUCAACAGAAACUCA
Molecule: messenger RNA, 4524 nt
Organism: Plectropomus leopardus (leopard coralgrouper)
Lineage: Eukaryota; Metazoa; Chordata; Actinopteri; Perciformes; Serranidae
Gene: iws1
Product: interacts with SUPT6H, CTD assembly factor 1
Biological process (GO): poly(A)+ mRNA export from nucleus
Cellular component (GO): nucleus
Source: RefSeq, a predicted model, not a curated record